This is a messenger RNA of Blepharisma stoltei, 327 nucleotides long. NCBI's taxonomy places the organism in Eukaryota, Ciliophora, Heterotrichea, Heterotrichida, Blepharismidae. The record is from the annotation of a GenBank genome assembly.
AUGAGUCAAAUAAAAUUUAAUUUGAGACUAUAUGUAAAUGCAUGACUUUUAAAUUGCACUUAUAUUAGAUUCAGACAUCUUUUGCAUAGAACAAAUUUAAAAGGUUAUCACAUUUUUGAAAUCAUAGUAAAUAUUCUUCUAACAAAAAUUGCCCUAAAGCAGGAGUUGCGAGUUAUAAAAUAUGCACUUAAAAGUCUGACACAGAAUAAUUCUGAAAGUUUUAAGGGAGUUACCUCUGAUAUGAUUCACCAAGCCAGUAAGAUCUGACCCAGGUUUAUGAUUAUUAGAUUCCUCUCUUAUACCUCCCCAAUUAUCUCUGUUUAUUAA